AUGAAAGUCCUUAUUUCUUCUGAUAAUCACAUUGAUGAGGUGGUGGAUCAAGGAAUGGAUGACACCUGGCGUUUCACGGGUUUCUAUGGAGAGCCUGAAACUGCCAGCCGGGAACAUUCCUGGAAUCUACUCAGAGAUUUGAGCCACAGACAUAGUUUACCUUGGAUAUGCCUUGGUGAUUUUAAUGAGAUACUUAGACUUGAAGAAAAACAGGGAUGGUUGGAUCAGCCUGAAAGACAGAUGCAAGGGUUCCAGGAUGCAUUGGAUUAUUGUGGAUUUAAAGAUCUUGGAUUUAAUGGAUACCCUUUUACAUGGUGCAAUAGAAGACCAGGAGACCAUAAUGUUUGGAUCCGUUUGGAUUGUGGGGUGGCAACAGUGGAUUGGUUUUUACGGUUUCCUACUUCCCGUAUCCAUCACUUAGAGUGCUUUCAUUCUGACCAUAGACCUAUCCUUCUCAUUUCAGAUGCUAAGCAAAAAAGGUUCUAUAGAAAGGGGCAGCCAUUCCGAUUUGAGGCAAUGUGGCUCAAAGAUAGAUCUUGUGAGGAUGUGGUGAAACAAUCUUGGGAAGCAAUGUGGAAGCAACGUUCUCAUAGUGAUUGGUUGAAGGAGGGAGACCGCAACACUCGCUAUUUCCAUUGUCAGGCCAACCAACGGAAUAAGCAUAAUUUUAUUGUGGGGUUGGAAGAUGAGUUUGGUGUUUGGAUCAAAGAUGAAGAUCAAAUGGGCAGAUUGGCAAGUACUUAUUUUGAUACUAUGUUUACCACAUCAAAUCCAACUGGCUUUGAUGAGAUUUUGAAUGGCUUAAUUCCUACAAUAAUUGAUGAGAUGAAUAAUAGCUUAAAUAAACCUUGCAAGGCUGAAGAGGUUCUCAAAGCUCUCCACCAUAUGGCCCCUCUCACAGCUCCUGGCCCCGAUGGUAUGUCCCCUAUUUUUUACAAAUCAUUUUGGCAUAUUGUUGGUAUAGAUGUGACAGAAGUAGUUUUGACAGCUUUAAAUUCUGGCACUAUUCCAGAUUCUAUUAAUUCUACUUUUAUUGCACUUAUUACCAAAAUAAAAGACCCUAAGAAAGUUUCAGAUUUUAGACCUAUAAGCCUUUGUAAUGUGGUCUACAAACUCAUUGCAAAAGUGUUGGUUAACCGUUUGAAGCUGAUUUUGCCAUAUGUAGUAUCUGAUUCACAGAGUGCUUUUCUUUCGGGAAGGCUGAUUACUGAUAAUGUGUUGGUUGCAUUCGAGACACUCCAUUUCUUGAAGCGGAAGACCCAAGGCAAAGAUGGCUAUAUGACUCUAAAGCUUGAUAUAAGUAAAGCUUAUGACAGAGUGGAGUGGGAUUUCUUGGAAAGGGCAAUGUUGCAUUUAGGGUUUGCUGGAAGUUUUCUUGCUACUAUCAUGUCAUGCAUCAAGUCUGUUUCAUAUUCGGUUUUGCUCAAUGGGGUGCCAGGUAGAACUAUCAAGCCUAGUAGAGGGCUAAGGCAAGGUGAUCCGUUGUCUCCAUAUUUAUUUUUGCUAUGUGCCAUGGGACUUCAAGGCUUGCUCCACAAAGCUGAAUCUGAGGAAUCUGAGUGUCAGGUAAUCCUUGAUCUUUUGUCAAUUUAUGAGAGGGGUUCGGGCCAAAAAAUAAACAAAGAUAAGACAAAUAUCUUCUUCAGUUCUAACACUCACCAUGAUGUCCAAGUCAGAAUACAACAUUUGUUGGGUGUUCUAGCUAUCAGGCAAUAUGAGAGAUAUUUGGGGUUACCUGCAUUUGUGGGGAGAGCAAAGAGACAAGGGUUUGCCUACAUUAAGGAGAGAAUUUGGAAGAAAAUACAAGGUUGGAAGGAGAAACUCCUAUCUCAAGCAGGCAAAGAGGAGAUUGAGGUCAUGAUCCGCAAAUUUUGGUGGGGCUGCCAUCGUGAUAAUAAGAAGGUGCAUUGGGUAAAGUGGGAGAAACUUUGUCAAGCUAAAGAUUGUGGAGGCAUGGGGUUUAAGGAGAUUGAGAAGUUCAAUGAUGCUUUGUUGGCCAAGCAAGUUUGGCGUAUGUUGAAAAAUCUGGAAUCACUUUGCCAUAGAGUUUUUAAAGCUCGAUUUUUCCCGGAUUGUUCCAUUCUUGAAGCUAAUCCCUCGAUUAAUGGGUCGUAUGCAUGGAAGAGUAUUAUAAGUGCAAGGGAUGUGGUGCGGAAAGGCAUGGUUUGGCGGAUAGAUGAUGGUAAAACAAUGAGUUUAAAGGAGGACAAGUGGCUCCCGGAUCAAGUUAGUAUUUUGAUUGAUAAGGAGAAUGGAACUUGGAAGGAGGCUGAAAUUAUGCAUAAUUUUCUGCCUCAUGAAGCGAAGAAAAUCAUGAGCAUUCUUCUUAGUACCAGACUGCCUCAAGAUAGCCCCAUAUGGUCAAAAACGCCUUCGGGUAUUUUCUCAACUCGAAGUGCUUACAAGCUGUUGGUUAAUGAAGCUGCAACCAACAGCCUAAGUGGCUCAAAUCCACACCCCCAGAGACAUCUUUGGAGAGGUGUUUGGAUGCUACGAACCCCAAAUAAGGAUGAUUAUAGGGUGGAGAUCUUUGCUAUCUUAGCUUGGUUGCUCUGGAAUCGGCGAAAUUCAAUUCAUUUUAGGCGUCUAGCUCGACCUCUGAACCAGAUCUUCUCUGAAGCUGCCAAACUCCUACAAGACUUCCUUGAGGCUCACGAUGAUGAACCAGUCAUAGCCCAAAAUCCAAUCCAGCCUAAAUUGUUUGCCCCUGCACGGCCAUGGUACAAAGCCAACUUCGACAGAGCUCUGUUCAAAAGCUCUAACUCUGCUGGUUUGGGCGUGAUCAUCAGAGACACUAAUGGCGCUGUCAUAGGUGCGCUUUCAGCUCGAGUACCACUUCCUCAGUCCGUGGCAAUGGUUGAAGCUUUAGCUUGUAGGCGCGUUGUCCAAUUUCCUGUUGAGAUCGGGUUACACGAAGUGAUAUUUGAAGGUGACGCAGCAGUAGUGAUCAAUGCCAUUUCAAAAGGAUCAGCUAACCAAUCUUUGUAUGGUCACAUAGUUGAUGAUGUUCUUGGCCAAGCUUCUCUUUUACAUUUUUCUGAUUUUUGUUAUGUUCCUCGUUCAUGUAAUUCAGUAGCUGAUACAUUAGCUAAACGUGCUAAAGCAGGGCCUGAGUUACAAGUUUGGUUAGAGGAUUGUCCUGAAGACAUUAUCCCUCUGGUUUUGGGUGAUGUAUCUUGA
Molecule: messenger RNA, 3180 nt
Organism: Quercus lobata
Lineage: Eukaryota; Viridiplantae; Streptophyta; Magnoliopsida; Fagales; Fagaceae
Exons: 6
Coding region: 1-3180 (1059 amino acids)
Molecular function (GO): nucleic acid binding; RNA-DNA hybrid ribonuclease activity
Source: RefSeq, a predicted model, not a curated record